Molecule: messenger RNA, 669 nt
Organism: Candidula unifasciata
Lineage: Eukaryota; Metazoa; Mollusca; Gastropoda; Stylommatophora; Geomitridae
Source: the annotation of a GenBank genome assembly
AUGCAGACGCAAAAAAGAAUUAUAGGCGUGUCCGUUUUUGUCGCCUGUGUUGGUGUCGGCCUCAUAGUGUCGUCGCUUGCUACAAAUCACUGGAUUUCUUCUACUCCUGGUUUUCGCAACGAAACGAACAAAUCACAGAGCGCUAAUAUCUCAUUUGGCUUGUUCGCAGGUUAUAAGUCAAUUAAUUUUGGCUUGGGAGACCGUCCACAUACAUUGGAAAGUGGGAAGUCCAUGGAGUGGUUUGGUCUGUUUAGCUUUCCAGUGUAUGUGGCUACUUUGGUGAUGCUGAAUCUUGCUGUUGUAUGUGGAUUUUUAUCGGUUGGUUUUGGUUUCUUCAAUGUAUUUGGCAGACCUAUUGAGACAAUUACAGGCCCAUCGGGACUUUAUGUAUGGAAUGGUUUGUCAUUUGUGUUUGCAACAGCAGCAUUUGGAACCUACUUGGGCCUAUACUUUUCUCAACUGAAAGUGAACAUCUUGAAACCGGAAGAAUUGUCGAGCUUCACAUCAGGAGAUCAUACUAACUUGGACUAUUCCUUUUACUUUGUAGUUGGGGCUGCCGCAUCUUUCAUUUUAAACCUUGUUUUAUUAUCCUUGUCAGGACAAAAAUGUUCUUGCCAUUACUCACUCACAGGAAAAAAGGAAGUAGAUAGUGGUAUGAUUCUUUAUUAG